Molecule: messenger RNA, 970 nt
Organism: Carassius carassius (crucian carp)
Lineage: Eukaryota; Metazoa; Chordata; Actinopteri; Cypriniformes; Cyprinidae
Product: ER membrane protein complex subunit 6-like
Exons: 2
Coding region: 267-599 (110 amino acids)
Biological process (GO): autophagosome assembly; protein folding in endoplasmic reticulum
Cellular component (GO): endoplasmic reticulum; membrane; EMC complex
Source: RefSeq, a predicted model, not a curated record
AUUUAAACCCCAUGAUGCCUAGCGAGAUAAUGGCUGACCGGGAAUGAUACAAGCUGUGUUUUAUCCAAAACUUGCCAUAUUUUCCUGAAUAAUACAUUCCUUAUUGAAAUACAGACUUAAUCGCAUAGCUUAUUAUGUUUGAGCGUUUAAUGUAACAAACGAUGCUUUCUUGAAUCACGGAGGCCGAAGCGUGAUUUGUGUUCAUCAUUAUUUUGAUCCUAACGGUGAGUGGAGGAGGGGAUUUAACCGUGUUUUAGCAUCACAUCAUGGCCACGGUAGCAUCCAAACGCGAUGGACCGCAGUUCAUCAGCGAGGCGGCCGUCAGAGGAAACAGCGCCGUGCUCGACUACUGCCGCACGUCCGUAUCCGCGCUCUCCGGCGCCACGGCGGGAAUCCUCGGCCUGGCCGGACUCUACGGCUUCGUCUUUUAUUUCCUUGCUUCUUUCCUGCUGUCCUUGCUCCUGAUUCUCAAAGCCGGUCGCCGGUGGAACAAGUGCUUCAAAUCUCGACGUCUGCUCUUCACCGGGGGCCUCGUGGGCGGCCUGUUUACUUACGUGCUGUUCUGGACUUUCCUCUACGGAAUGGUGCAUGUGUACUAAAGGGACUCGGACAGUACAAGCAGCCGUGUAGAUGUAGAAUAAUGACAGAGAUGUCUCAGGGUAGAGAGUGCUGAUUGAUGUACCACAGGUUUUAUAUGUGAGCUUAUGUUUAGCCGAUAAAGCUUUAAAAAAAAGAGUACUGCUAAUUGCACUGAAAUUUAGAGAUUUAAAAAUGGUGUGUCGUCUUAUUCUUUCCUCUUGUAAUUUAACAUUUUUCUAAUGCUUAUUCGGGGCAAAGCUGGGUUUGGAUCUAGUAUGACAGCCCAACAGAGAAACUAUUAACUAAUUAUUAACUAAUAUGUUUUCAGCUUGCUUUGUGUAUGAUGUGCAACAACACUCAUCAAUAAGAACCAUGUUAAAACACACAAUAC